UUCGAAUUUUUGAUCACCUCUAUGACAGUCACUCUUCAUCGCCAUUCGCCCAAUGUCAUCACCCAAAUCCUCCUCAUUUCCUAAACAAACAUUGUCAAAUGUCCCAAAUCUAAAAAAAAAAAAAAAAAAAAAAAAAAAAAAAACUCUCAGAAAUGCAAAUGCACAUACUAAUAACAAUCCACUCUCUUUCUCCAUAAACAAACACAAACAUCUUCUCUCUUCUUCUCUUCUCCUCCUCCCGAUCUAAAUCUCUUUCUCCAUUUCUUCCCACUCUUCUUAAUUUCCCCCAAUUUGAUUGAUUUCUUUACCCUUAAACCCUAACCCUACCCCCAAUUUUUCACUCUUUCCGCGCUAAUCGAUCGACAAUGGCGUGCAUCAAGAGCGUCAAUAGAUCGGCAUCGGUGGCGAUGUCGCCGGAUUCGCCGUACUUUUCUGCCGGAACAAUGGCGGGUGCUGUCGAUCUGUCUUUUAGCACCUCCUCUAACCUCGAGAUUUUCAAGCUCGAUUUCAACUCCGAUGAUCAUGAUAUUCCUAUGGUGGCGCAAUCCCCUAGCUCUGAGAGGUUUAAUCGCCUUUCUUGGGGGAAAAAUGGAUCUAAUUCCGAAGAGUAUUCUAUGGGUUUGAUUGCUGGUGGUCUCAUUGAUGGGACUAUUGGUCUUUGGAAUCCUCUUCCUUUGAUUAGCUCUGAAGCAAGUGGUAAUGCAGUUGUUGGACAGUUGACACAGCAUACAGGGCCUGUUCGCGGUUUGGAAUUUAGUGCGCUUCAGCCAAACCUACUUGCUUCUGGAGCCGAUGAUGGCGAAAUUUGCAUAUGGGAUUUGGCAUCACCAAAUGAGCCUCGACACCCCCCUCCUCUUAAGGGUACUGGUUCAGCUUCGCAAAAUGAAAUAUCUUACUUAUCUUGGAAUGUCAAGGUGCCAAUUAUCCUGGCUUCUACUUCAUACAAUGGGCUAACUGUUAUUUGGGACUUGAGGAAGCAGAAGUCAGUUAUCAGUUUUUAUUCAGAUUCAAACCGAAGGCGCUCCUCUGUUUUGCAGUGGCAUCCUGAAAUAGCAACUCAGCUUGUUGUUGCGUCAGAUGAUGAUAGCUCACCUUCUCUUAAGCUUUGGGAUAUGAGGAAUACUAUGUCACCUGUGAGAGAGUUUGUAGGGCACACAAAAGGUGUAAUUUCAAUGGCAUGGUCCCCCAGCGACAGCACCUACUUGCUUACAUGUGCCAAGGAUAACCGUACAAUUUGUUGGGAUACUGUUACUGGAGAGAUAGUCUGUGAAUUGCCUGCUAGCACUAACUGGAAUUUUGAUGUACACUGGUACCCAAAGAUACCAGGGGUCAUAUCAGCGUCUUCGUUUGAUGGAAAAAUUGGGUUGUACAAUAUUGAGGCUUGCAAUCGUUACGGGGUUUCAGAAACUGAUUUUGGUGCUGCACCCUUGAGAGCUCCAAAAUGGUAUAAACGACCAGUUGGUGUUUCUUUUGGUUUUGGAGGAAAGCUCGUUUCAUUUCAUCCGAAAGCAGCACCUGCUGGUGCACCAGGAGGAUCUUCGGAGGUUUAUGUCCAUAAUGUGGUAACUGAAGAUAGUUUGGUGAGUCGUUCAUCUGAAUUUGAAGCUGCCAUCCAAAAGGGAGAAAGAUCUUCUCUGAGAGCUUUAUGUGAAAAGAAAUCACAAGAGUCUGAGUCUGAAGAUGAUAGGGAAACUUGGGGCUUUUUGAAAGUUAUGUUUGAAGAUGAUGGAUCAGCACGAUCAAAGCUUCUUGCACAUCUAGGUUUCAGCAUGCCAGAGGAUGUGAAAGAGACUGUUCAAGAUGAAUUAUCUCAGCAAGUCAAUGCCCUUGGGCUUGAAGACAAUGGUGCAGAUAAAGAGGGCUUUGUAACUGAGAAGGAAUCUGCUCCUUUCUCUUUUGACACCGGGGAAGACUUUUUUAAUAAUCUUCCUAGCCCGAAAGCUGAAACUCCAGUAUCAAGUGCUAGCAACAACUUUGUUAGUGAAGCUGUACCAAGUGAGGCAAGUGAGGAGCCGAAACAGGCAGAAUCUGAUGUACUUGAAGAGAGUACUGAUCCAGCAUUUGAUGAUGCAGUUCAGCGUGCCUUGGUAGUUGGAGACUACAAGGAGGCAGUUGCUUUAUGUAUAUCUGCAAACAAAAUGGCUGAUGCCCUUGUGAUUGCUCAUGUUGGCAGUGCCUCUUUGUGGGAAAGUACUCGUGAUCAGUACCUGAAGACUAGUCGCUUGCCUUAUCUCAAGGUUGUUUCUGCAAUGGUUAAUCAUGACCUCAUGAGCCUUGUGAACACUAGACCUUUGAAAUCAUGGAAGGAGACAUUGGCUCUUAUUUGCUCUUUUGCACAAGGUGAGGAGUGGACAACGCUAUGUGACACACUUGCCUCAAAACUCUUUGUUGCUGGGAACACAUUGGCUGCAACUCUUUGUUAUAUCUGUGCUGGAAACAUCGACAAAACUGUGGAGAUAUGGUCGCAUUGUCUAUCAGUAGAGCCCGAGGGAAAGCCGUAUGUUGAUCGUCUACAGGAUCUAAUGGAAAAGACAAUAGUUUUUGCCUUAGCCUCUGGACAAAAGCGAUUCAGUUCAUUCUUGUGCAAACUGGUUGAAAAAUAUGCUGAAAUUUUGGCCAGUCAAGGGCAAUUAUCUACCGCAAUGGAGUUCUUGAAGCUUUUGGGGGAAGAUAUAUCUCCUGAGCUUGUCAUCUUGAGAGACUGCAUUGCAUUAUCUUCACAACCAGAGAAAGAAGCAGAAAAGGUUAUGACUAAUGAGAAUCCACAAGUGUCCUCAGGAGCUGUGUAUGGUGCUGAUCCUGGCAGUUAUGGUAUUAACAGUUCUCAACAAUAUUACCAGGAUACUGCUACAGCUCAUGUCCAGCCUAGUGCUGGUCCUGGUCAUUAUGGUGGGAACUAUCAGCAGCCUUAUCAAUAUGAUAGAAGCUAUGCACCCCAAGCAUCUUAUCAGCCAACAACACAACCCAAUCUUUUUGUUCCGUCUCAAUUGCCACAAGUUCCUCAGCCAAACUUUCCUCCCCCCGUCAGUGCUCAACCUGCUGUGAGACCAUUUUUCCCAGCUCCUGCCCCAGCCUUGAGAAAUGCAGAGCAAUAUCAACAGCCUCCAACAUUGGGUUCUCAGCUUUAUCCAGGAUCUUCUACAAACUCCAGCUAUCAAUCUGGACCAACAGGACCUGGUUCAAUGGCUUCUAUUCCACCUCCCAUGGGAGGUAUCCCUGGUCCAAGGAUGCCUCAGGUUGUGGCUCCUACCUCAAACCCAAGGGGGUUUAUGCCAGUGAACAGCCCUACUGCUGUCCCUCAUAGACCUGGGAUGGGUUCAACACAACCAUCAAGUCCUAGUCAGUCUGCACCUGCACAGACUGCUGUUGAACCUCCAGCUCCCCCACCAACAGUUCAAACUGUAGAUACUUCAAAUGUCCCUGCUCUCCAGAAGCCUGUUAUUACUACAUUGACAAGGUUAUUCAACGAGACAUCAGAAGCGCUUGGUGGUGCUCGUGCAGUCCCUGCCAAGAAGCGGGAAAUAGAAGAUAAUUCAAGGAAGUUGGGUGCUUUGUUUGCAAAGCUCAACACUGGAGACAUAUCUCAGAAUGCUGCUGAGAAGCUUGUUCAACUCUGCCAGGCUUUAGAUAAUGGUGAUUAUAGCACUGCUUUACAGAUCCAGGUACUCCUUACUACAAGUGAAUGGGAUGAAUGCAGCCUAUGGCUAGGGAAUCUAAAGAGAAUGAUUAAGACUAGGCAGAGUGUGAGAUCAUGAGUUAGAACAGCGGAAUCAGAAUCUUGUCUAUGUUUGGAAAGUUUACGUUGUGGGACUGAUUUUUCCCUCCAUGUAUACAAGCAUUCGUUUUUUCCUGGGUUGGGAUAUAAGAGUCUUUUUGUUACUUUUUUCAAUAUAUCAUAGGUCUUAAACAAAGCCCUUCGACUGUCUUCUCAGUGGUGUAUUAAUUUUUCUAUUUUAGUUUUUUUGGCUUGAGGCAGGUAGAAAGGUAGAUAUCAGGACAUCAUCAGUACAUUUCUUUAGAUUGAUUUACCCUCCAAAAACUUUUGUAGCAUUAUGACUUCAGGUUUCAUCAAAAUAUUAUAUUAUUGAUUUCUUUUUCUUUUUACCUA
This is a messenger RNA of Chenopodium quinoa (quinoa), 4108 nucleotides long. Its product is annotated as protein transport protein SEC31 homolog B-like. Bases 366 to 3755 code for a protein of 1129 amino acids. Lineage: Eukaryota; Viridiplantae; Streptophyta; Magnoliopsida; Caryophyllales; Amaranthaceae. Gene Ontology annotation, biological process: intracellular protein transport; COPII-coated vesicle cargo loading; endoplasmic reticulum to Golgi vesicle-mediated transport. Gene Ontology annotation, cellular component: COPII vesicle coat; endoplasmic reticulum exit site. The transcript is spliced from 22 exons. Gene Ontology annotation, molecular function: structural molecule activity; protein binding. The record is from RefSeq and is a predicted model, not a curated record.